UCAUCAUAAAUAGCCAUCUCCGUUGCUCCAUCGGGAAGUCGGUCGUUUCCAUCCGAAAUAUACACAAGUCGUCGACGAAUUACCAGCGGUCGCCGAGUUCAAGCGUGCGUCGUCCCAUUGUCACUACCGUUGCACAUGCCCGCCCAAAACCCUCGAAUUCGGAUAAACCUGCGCAACCCUCUUGCCCCCAUUUCCCAAUCCCUCCCCUUUGAAACCCUAGAAUCUCCGAUGCCCUCGCAUAAUCCCCUCCUCUCCACCUCAAUAUCCGGCGCUAGGGCUUCCCCCUUCUCUCCUUGCCGCGCCGCGGUCACGUCCCUCUCCCGACCUCGGCAGGGUUCAUUUCCCCUUCGGAUCCAGCUCAAUCCCCUCCAUUUCGGGAGGAAAACCCUAAUUGGAGCUCCACUCCGUCGAUCCCUCGUCGUCUCCCUGAAGCUCGAUGAGAAUAGGGAUGGCGGAGCCCCUUCGGGGGACGACUUUGUCACUAGGGUUCUGAGGGAGAACCCUACCCAGGUGGAACCCAAGUUCUUAGUUGGCGAUCGACUUCUCACGCUGAGGGAGAAGCAGCUUUCCACUAAAGCUUCGGAUUUUAGCUUAAAGCAGUUCGUGAAGCGCUUGUUGGGUGAGUCCUUCACUAAGAAGGAGGGAGAUGAGGGUGGUGGUGGGAGUAAGCGAGGGGAUGGAUCGAAACCGGUGCAUCUAAAUGAUAUUUUGAGGGAGUUUAAGGGCAAGCUCUAUGUUCCUGAGGAGGUGUUCAAGGAGAACUUGUCUGAAGAAGAAGAAUUCGAGAGGAACUUAAAGGAGCUUCCUUUGAUGAGCUUUGAGGAUUUUCAGAAGCAUUUGAAGGCUGGAAAGGUGAAGCUUUUGACGUCGAAAUCGACCGCCGGGAGUCCUCUUGAAAUUGGGUACAGGGAUUUUAUUGUCGACUUGGAGGAGAUCCCUGGAGACAAAAGUAUACAGAAGACCAAAUGGGCGAUUAGGUUAAGUGCAAGUCAGGUGCAGACGGUCAUGGAGGAGUACAAAGGGCAACAAUACGAGAUUGAGAGGCAUACAAUGUCUUAUGUUGGCAAAUUACCUGAAUACCCACAUCCGGUGGCAUCUUCUAUCUCAAGCAGAAUGAUGGUCGAACUUGGGAUGGUAACAGCGCUAAUAGCUGCAGCAGCGGCAGUGAUUGCUGGCUUCAUGGCUUCUGCAGCUUUUGCUGUAACCAGCUUUCUAUAUGCUGCUACCAUAUAUGUUGUGUGGCCUAUCGCCAGACCGCUUCUUAAACUUGUGCUUGGUAUAAUAUCAAAUAUCGGAGAAAGGAUCUGGGAUUAUAUUAUUGAUAUUUUCAGUGAUGGAGGGAUCUUCUCAAAAAUGUACGAGUUUUACACCUUUGGUGGUGUGUCUGCUAGUCUUGAGAUGCUGAAACCGAUAAUGCUUGUUUUUGUCACCAUGGUUCUUCUAGUUCGAUUUACUUUGUCAAGAAGACCAAAGAACUUCAGAAAAUGGGACAUAUGGCAAGGAAUAGAAUUUGGUCAAUCCAAGCCGCAGGCACGAGUUGAUGGCUCUACAGGGGUGAAAUUUAGUGACGUUGCUGGGAUUGAUGAAGCAGUGGAAGAACUCCUGGAGUUGGUCAGAUACUUGAAAAACCCAGAAUUGUUUGAUAAGAUGGGAAUCAAGCCUCCACAUGGCGUUCUUUUGGAAGGACCUCCUGGAUGCGGGAAGACCCUUGUUGCAAAGGCUAUUGCUGGUGAAGCUGGUGUGCCAUUUUAUCAAAUGGCUGGUUCUGAGUUUGUUGAAGUUUUAGUUGGUGUUGGUUCUGCUAGAAUCAGAGAUCUGUUCAAGAGAGCAAAGGUAAACAAACCAUCUGUUGUGUUUAUUGAUGAAAUUGAUGCCUUGGCUACUAGACGCCAAGGGAUUUUCAGCGAGUCUACCAACUACCUCUAUAAUGCUGCAACACAAGAGAGAGAAACUACACUGAACCAGCUUUUAAUCGAGCUUGAUGGUUUUGAUACUGGAAAGGGCGUUAUAUUCUUGGGUGCAACUAACCGAAUGGAUUUGUUAGAUCCAGCACUUCUUCGACCUGGUCGAUUUGACCGCAAGAUAAGAAUUCGUCCUCCAGGGGUGAAAGGACGAUUAGACAUUUUGAAAGUCCAUGCUCGCAAAGUCAAAAUGUCGCCUUCAGUUGAUCUAUCAGCAUAUGCCCAAAAUUUGCCAGGUUGGACGGGAGCUAAAUUGGCACAACUGAUCCAAGAGUCUGCUUUAGUAGCCGUGAGGAAGGGGCAUGAUUCGAUUCUUCAGUCAGACAUGGAUGAUGCUGUCGAUCGCCUAACGGUGGGGCCCAAGCGAUUGGGAAUUGAGUUAGGGCAUCAAGGGCAAUGUCGACGGGCCGUUACUGAGGUUGGACUUGCAGUAACAUCCCAUUUGCUGAGACGGCAUGAGAACGCAAAAGUUGAAUUCUGCGAACGAAUAUCAAUUGUCCCUCGUGGCCAGACGCUCUCGCAAAUAGUAUUCCACCAUCUCGACGAAGAGUCAUACAUGUUUGAAAGGCGACCCCAAUUGCUACAUCGCCUUCAGGUACUACUAGGAGGCAGAGCUGCUGAAGAAGUUAUUUUUGGACGUGACACAUCAAAAGCAUCUCUAAAAUAUCUUGAAGACGCCACAUGCCUUGCUCGGAAAAUGUUAUGCAUCUGGAACUUGGAGAAUCCUAUGACGAUACAUGGGGAGCCCUUUCCUUGGAGAAAGAAACCUAGUUUUGUGGGCCCACGCUUAGAUUUUGAAGGAUCGCUAUACGACGAUUACGGCCUUGUCGAACCUCCAAUUAAUUUUGACUUGGAUGAUCAAGUUGCUCAGAGAACUGAGGAACUGAUGAGAGAGAUGUAUGGUAAAACAAUGUCAAUGUUGAAAAGGCAUGUCGCUGCUCUUUUAAAAACUGUAAAGGUUCUGUUGGACAACAAGGAGAUUAGUGGAGAACAAAUUGAGUUCAUUCUAAAUAGCUACCCUGCAGAUACUCCUAUAAAGCUUGUACUAGAAGAGAAAGAUCCAGGAAGCUUGCCAUUUUUCGAUGUCGAUGGGGAUCAAAAUAUGGCCUUUUCCCCUCUUCUUCCUCUAAAAGAAGCAGCUAGUGACAUUGCUGGCUCAUAACUACUAACUGCUUAACCUCUUACUCAAAAGUGGCAUGACCACGCAACCGCAGCAAGGUAAAUUUGGACUCUCAAGUUUCAUCUUUAGCCCAUUGCAAUACCUGAGAAUUUGGGUUUCUUUAGUGCGAGAAAGGAAUGUGUAGCAAAAGCUGCUAAGCAUAUCCUUUUGCUCCAAUCAACAUUUCUCGACAAUAUCAUUUGGCUCGGUCGGACUUUUCCACCGCCUACUCCGCCAGUUUGUGAUCGGGUGUAACUACUUGAAUCGAGGCAUUUUCUCUGCUGAAUAAUGUAUAUGCUGAUAUGCACUUUGGUUUCAACCGAUGGACGAGCGUUUUGUCGUCGAAGAGGUACGAAUGAUAAAAUAGUUAGAAGUAGUCUGUUUCUCUGUUACAUGAAAGGUUAUGCCGACUCGCUUACCGUAGAAACCCUAAUUCAGGGAAGCUCUGACGGUUUUCUAUUUUAUUGAUUUCCGUUCUUGAUAAUUGAGUCACCAGUGAAUUAAAAUCAGAGAGUGGUGUUCCUGGCAUGCCUGUUUUCUCUCUCUCUCGUUGCUUUUGUAAGUUAUUUGUGGGCUUUGUUUAAUGUGAACUAAAGAAUGAGGACCACUAACUGAGAUGUAUCUAUUAAUGCUUAAUAACCUAAUUGUUGACUUUAAAGUUAAAUAAGUCGGAAGAUAUAAGUGGGGGAAAAAAAAAAAAAAAAGAGAGUAAAAGCUGAUAAGAUUCUCCUUUUGUUCUUGGAAGCUGAGCAUGAAUUUGAUGUAUGCCCAUAUCAUGCUGAAACUGCUAGAGAGGUAGCAGAUACAUGAAUUGGAGCCAGUUUAAUGUAUUAAUGCGUGGUAUUUGAUAUUGAUUACUGAGUGUACAAAUUAUACCUUUAUUUUUUCUUUUAUUAUCUGGAAACUUUUUUGAGUGCCCAAA
Messenger RNA from Ananas comosus (pineapple), 4042 nucleotides. RefSeq names its product probable inactive ATP-dependent zinc metalloprotease FTSHI 1, chloroplastic. Bases 136 to 3123 code for a protein of 995 amino acids. Gene Ontology annotation, molecular function: ATP-dependent peptidase activity; metalloendopeptidase activity; ATP hydrolysis activity. The record is from RefSeq and is a predicted model, not a curated record. The transcript is spliced from 15 exons. Gene Ontology annotation, biological process: proteolysis. Lineage: Eukaryota; Viridiplantae; Streptophyta; Magnoliopsida; Poales; Bromeliaceae. Gene Ontology annotation, cellular component: chloroplast thylakoid.